AUGAUGGACGGGAUUUCGGGCGUGGUGGCGCUCCUCUUCAUGGGGAUUGCCGUGGUGUGGAUGGCUGUCUUUGGGUGGUGUGCGUACAAGAUUUCCUCCAUCUGGUCCCGCCAGCCACCCAGCAUGGCGACUGCCACAGGCGGACCAGAACAACCCCCGAGCCAGCGCGGCGACCACACCACCUGUGCCAUCUGCCUGGAUGCCCCCACGAAUCCCAUCAUCACCAACUGUGGUCACUGCUAUUGUGGUAUGUCUUGCCUGGAUGAAGACAGGGACUGGUGCUUUGCUAGCCUGAUGCGGCAGAGUGACUUUGGAACCCAUCGAGCCUGUCCGACCUGCCGUCGGCGUGUCAACUUUCUGUUUUCUCAACAACCACUGGGCGAUGACGCCAUUAGUCGGGAGGUCCGUGCAUUCAACCGCCGGUAUGGCCCCGAGCGUCGAUCCAUGAGCGAGGUCGUGGCCGAUGCCCCAGAGCUGCUCCGGCAGUUUGGUGCCAGCUUGUUUGACCCCACAAACGUCUCAAUGCUCGUCAAGCUUCGUGUUAUCCUGAGUUUUGUGCUGGCUGCGCUCUACGCCAUCAUGCCCUUUGACGUCCUGCCCGAAGCUGUUCUCGGCAUUUUUGGGUGCGUGUGUACGCUUCUCACCCUUGUAGCUGAGCGAGGGCACGCAUGUCUGGCUUCCAUGGUCAACCCUAAUCUGUCCAUGGUCGUGUCCAGGUUGGCCGAUGAUGCAUUGGUGUUUCUGGUCGUGGCCGUCACAUCAGCCAAUACCAUCCGUCAGAAUUUUGUACAGGCAUCGCAACGUGCCAAUUAG
Molecule: messenger RNA, 813 nt
Organism: Monosiga brevicollis MX1
Lineage: Eukaryota; Choanoflagellata; Craspedida; Salpingoecidae
Exons: 3
Coding region: 1-813 (270 amino acids)
Molecular function (GO): ubiquitin protein ligase activity; metal ion binding
Source: RefSeq, a predicted model, not a curated record